AUUACAGUAUCUUCAACCCCAAAUUUCGAAUCAGCCAUCAUCUCUCGACUUCAAUUUGUAUCAGUUGAAAAAAAAAACAGUAGAAACAAACCCUGACGACGAUUUAGCUCCAGGACUUGAUAAGAUAUUGGUAUUCUGCUACACCUAUAUCUUGGUUCAAUAUUUUAUAGAGGAGGAAGUUGUAAACCGCUGCUUUUGUUUGUUUUUGUUAUUCACGGUUCUCGCUCUAAUGGCAUGGAUUGCCGGAUAUAUGAUCAGUUACCUCCAUUCCCCUUAGCAACAAGAAUUAAAGGCACACCGGUAAGUCUCUCCUUGAAACAAAAAUUCAUUCGGGGCUAACUUAUUUGUUCAUGGCAGUAUGUGGGUAUAUUCGGCGAAAAAUUGCGAUUCAAGAAGGAAUUUCAGAUAGAACAGAAGCUGUGGUGCAAAUGUUCAGUUUUGGCAGAGGCUUUUGGUGUCAUUGGACAGAAUGAGUUCUUCUAUUCUGAGUUGCCCAAAAGCGUAUAUGUCUACAAUAACUGCCAAUCUUUAUGGCAUUGGGUAUUAUUCCUUUUGCAAACUUAGUAUCAAGUUUUAUAGUGACUAGUGUUGAUGAAAUAACUAAACGGAAAAAUGGGAGUUGGGUUUCAAGUAACAUCAAUAAAAAAAGGUCACUAUGAUUCCUAUUAUUGUGUUCUUGCUUUUCUGAGUUUGGUCAGUUUACUUUUACCUGCUAUGUUGCAUGCUGCAGGGCUUGUAGACUCCAUAAAGGAAGGAGAAAAAAAUGGGAUGGUAAAGGAAUAAAGGAUGAAGAUAAGUAGUGUUGGAUUCAGGAAUGUUAAGUAAAAAGAAGAAGGAAAUAUGAAGAUUGAUCAAGACGAGACAAUCACAGAGCCACUCUUGAUCAACGAACUAAAGGGUGGCUUCAAAACCUUGCCUUUCAUCAUAGUGAACUAGUCAUUUGAGCAGGUAGCGAGUUACGGUCUGUUGCCAAACAUGAUUCUGUAUUUGACAAGGGAGUACCGAUUGGAAAAUAGCACAGCAGCCAACAUACUCUUCUUGUGGUCUGCUGCCACCAAUUUGAUGCCGAUCAUUGGGGCUUUUCUUGCUGAUUCUUAUGUGGGUCGGUACCCAGUGAUUGCCUUUGGAUCCAUUGCAAGCCUUUUGGGGAUGGCUCUUUUGUGGUCAACAGCCAUGAUUCCAGGAGCAAGGCCUCCUCCAUGCAAUCAAUUUAGUGACAGUUGUGAAUCUCCAACAACGGCCCAACUUAUAUUCUUAUAUAUUUGUUUUGGAAUCAUGUCAGUAGGAUCCGGAGGUAUAAGGUCAUCUUCCUUAGCCUUUGGGGCAGAUCAGUUGGUGAAUAGAGAAAAAAUGAAAAGUUCAAGAACCUUGGAAAGCUACUUCAGCUGGUACUAUGUUUCUGUAUCUGCUUCUUUAAUUGUUGCAUUCACUUGUAUUGUGUACAUUCAAAAAAACCUGGGGUGGAAGGUUGGUUUUGGAGUCCCUGUGGUGCUCAUGUUCUUCUCAGCUCUUUCUUUCUUUUUGGCUUCUUGCUGGUAUGUCAAGUCCAAGGGCAAAGCAAGCUUGGUCACUGGGUUUGCUCAUGUUCUUGUAGCCUCUUAUAGGAAUAGGCAUGUCCAGUUAUCAGGCGUUGCGACUGAUGAAAUGUAUUAUCAUGGGAAGGAAUCAAAUCUUCUUGUUCCGAGUGGGAAACUAAGAUGUCUAAACAAAGCAUGUGUCAUUAGAAAUGCUCAAGAGGAUCUGACCCCUGAUGGCAGUGCUUCAAAUCCAUGGAGUCUUUGUACUGUUGAUAAAGUGGAAGAGCUAAAAGCACUAAUCAAAGGAAUCUCAAUUUGGUUUGCAGGAGUCUUGAUGUCUAUAAAUGUAUGUCAAAGCUCUUUUCAAGUACUCCAGGCAUCCUCCAUGGAUCGACACAUUACUUCAAACUUCCAGAUCCCUGCAGGCUCCUUCAACGUAUUUUUGUUUCUCUCUCUAACAGCAACGGUUGCCCUCUACGAUCGUAUCAUCCUCCCCUUGGCUUCAAGAAUCAAAGGGAGACCAGUUCGUCUUGGCAUGAAACCAAAAAUGGGGGUUGGAAUUUUUUUCUCCGGCAUGUCCAUGGCAGUACUUGCCAUUAUAGAGUAUAUUCGUCGUUCAAUCGCAACGCAGGAAGGAGCUUCAGAUAGAACACAAGCAGUUGUGCAGAUGUCUGCAAUGUGGCUAGUGCCGCAUUAUAUCCUGCUUGGCUCGGCCGCGGCCUUUGGCGCGAUCGGGCAGAACGAGUUCUUCUAUUCAGAGUUGCCCAAAAGCAUGUCAAGCAUCGCUUCCAAUCUUUAUUUAUUAGGAUUGGCUGUUGCAUACUUGAUAGCAAGUUUGAUAGUGAAAGUGGUGGAUGAAAGUAGCAAAACAGGAGGAUCAGGGAGUUGGGUUUCAAGCGACAUCAAUAAGGGCCAUUAUGAUUACUAUUUUGGCAUUCUUUUUGCACUGAGCCUGCUUAAUUUUCUCUAUUAUGUUGUCUGCUGCAAGGCUUAUGGUCCCUGCAAAGGAGAAAGCAAUCAUAAGGAUUUACAAGGAGAUCAUUUGUAAUGAUAUUUUCUUCAAUAAAUCCCGGAUUACAUAUGGAAAAGUCCGCAACUCCCAUGGACCAGUUGAAAUGUACAACUUAGUUUGUGUUUUCA
Messenger RNA from Tripterygium wilfordii, 2657 nucleotides. RefSeq names its product protein NRT1/ PTR FAMILY 1.2-like. Gene Ontology annotation, cellular component: plasma membrane. The coding region runs from base 976 to 2565 and encodes 529 amino acids. Lineage: Eukaryota; Viridiplantae; Streptophyta; Magnoliopsida; Celastrales; Celastraceae. Gene Ontology annotation, biological process: transmembrane transport. The record is from RefSeq and is a predicted model, not a curated record. Gene Ontology annotation, molecular function: transmembrane transporter activity. The transcript has 5 exons.